AAAAAGAAGAGAACCGGGUCAUUAUUCGGAUCCCCCCUCUCACCCUCACCUCCAUAAUAAAACACUUCUUGGACAUAGUUGUAUGCGUAACGACGCGUGCCUCUAGUGGCACCGUGGAAGGAAGGAGGCUCGUCAGACGCACGCAGAUGCUCGGGCUUUUCUGCACACUGCAUGUCUUUCCAUCCAGCACAAACUAGAUUUUUUUUUUUUUUUUUUAAAUGAACACUGUGUAACAAAGAGCCCUUUUUUUUUUCCAUAACAGAUUUCUUCGAUAACCAAGCCUCGUGCCAGGUGCGCAACUGGAGAGGAGAGGAGCGUCGCGUCUUUUUUUUUCCACCUUCCACAAAGUCCCUCUGUGUUAUAAGAACAGUUUUACAGGACUGGAACGACGGACUGGGAGUGAUUAAACUGCUUUUUGAACGUGUUGGAGUGCUGUUCACAUACUGCUCAGCACUCAUCGUGUGACGCCUUUUCUCUGUUUUCUCUUUCGGAGGCGACAGAAUCGUUUUCGAGGCGACCCAAAGUUCCGCAGGCGCAGUUUCUCCUCCUCCGUGCUCGGCUGUUUCCGUGCUACUUUGCCAGUAGACAGAUAGAUAGCAUCGGCGGUAGGAGGAUACAGACAGAGAGACUCCUGCAGGGUAAUUGUAGCAGGUGUAUCAGUGAUCUGCCUGUGUUGAGAGGGCUGUGGGGCUUCAUCUUCAUCCUGAUCGAGCUGCUCUCAGACUUGUGAGUAAAAAAAAAAAAAAAACCCUGAAGAAUGUUGCACCAAGUACAAUGAGCGCACAUUUUUUGUCGCAGACACCCAAAAUCCAUAUAUAUGCUCCGUCGAAUUCAGUUCUGAUGAGCAAUUCUUUGGGAUUUUGAAAAAAAAAAAAGUGGAUCCCUCGACUUUACAACAACCAUGAUAAGAAACACUUGGCUGUCUCCACGAUGGAGUGCGAUUUGGGAAUACUGGACACUGCUGAUCGCAUGUCUCUCUGUUUGGAUUCACUACUCUAACGGGAUGCCUCAUGUUAUUCGAAUAGGUGGGAUUUUCGAACAAACAGAUGGACCCGUUUCACUCGUUAGCGCGGAGGAGCUUGCCUUUAAAUUUGCUGUCAAUAACAUUAACAGAAACAGGACUUUGUUGCCAAACACAACAUUAACAUAUGACAUACAGAGGAUUAAUAUCUACGACAGUUUUGAGGCGUCAAGGAAAGCUUGUGACCAGCUGUCUUUAGGUGUGGUUGCAAUAUUUGGGCCCUCACAUAGUUCGUCGUCAAAUGCUGUGCAGUCCAUCUGCAAUGCAUUGGAAGUGCCGCACGUCCAGGUGCGGUGGAAACAUCACCCCUUGGACAACAGGGACAGCUUUUACGCCAAUUUAUACCCGGAUUAUUCUUCACUAAGCUAUGCUAUCCUGGACCUGGUGCAGUAUCUCAAAUGGAAAACAGCCACUGUCGUAUACGAUGACAGCACAGGUCUUAUUAGAUUACAGGAGCUGAUAAUGGCCCCGUCCAGGUACAACAUCAGGCUAAAGAUUCGCCAGCUUCCUCUCGACUCACAGGACACGAGACCCCUUCUCAAAGAAAUGAAGAGAAGCCGAGAGUUUCGCAUCAUCUUCGACUGCAGUCACCAAAUGGCUGCACAGGUUCUCAAACAGGCCCAGACCAUGGGGAUGAUGACAGAGUAUUACCACUAUAUCUUCACCACUCUGGACCUGAUGGCCAUUGACCUGGAGCCGUAUCGCUUCUGCGGCGUCAACAUGACCGGCUUCCGCAUCCUGAAUGUGGAUAAUCCCCAGGUCGCAUCCAUCGUGGAGAAAUGGUCGAUGGAAAGGCAGAUUCCACUGAAACCUGACUCGGGCCUGCUGGAGGGCAUCAUGACGACAGAUGCGGCUCUGACCUAUGAUGCAGUCCACAUUGUGUCCGUCUCAUACCAGCACGCUCCGCAGAUGACGGUAAACUCGCUGCAGUGCCACCGCCACAAACCCUGGAGAUUCGGAGGACGCUUCAUGAGUUUCAUCAAAGAGUCCCACUGGGAUGGUUUGACGGGGAGACUGUCAUUCAACAAGUCAAGUGGCCUACGUACAGACUUCGACCUGGACAUCAUUAGCCUGAAGGAGGACGGGCUUGAAAAGGUGGGGAAGUGGAGUGCGUCGGGAGGUCUUAACAUCACAGAAGUGCCGAAGCGAAAAGGGAUGAACAUCACUGAUUCCCUAUCUAACCGCUCCCUCGUCAUCACCACCAUCCUGGAGGAGCCAUACGUCAUGCUUAAGAAGUCUGACAAGGCGCUGGUUGGGAACGACCGGUUCGAAGGAUUCUGCAUCGACUUGCUGAAAGAGCUUUCCAGCGUCCUGGGCUUCACGUACGAGAUCCGUCUGGUGCCUGAUGGGAGAUACGGCUCACAGGACGACAAGGGCCAGUGGAACGGCAUGAUAAGGGAACUUAUAGAGCAUAGAGCAGACUUGGCAGUGGCUCCUCUCACCAUCACCUACAUGCGUGAAAAGGUCAUCGACUUCUCCAAGCCCUUCAUGAGCAUGGGCAUCAGCAUCGUGUACCGCAAACCCAACACCACCAACAACGGCUUCUUCUCCUUCCUGAACCCCAUGACUCCUGACAUCUGGGUCUACAUCCUCUUGGCCUACCUCGGUGUUAGCUGUGUUCUUUUUGUCAUUGCCAGGUUCAGCCCAUAUGAAUGGUACGACGCCCAUCCUUGUAACCCCGGAUCAGAUGUGGUGGAGAACAACUUCACCCUCCUCAACAGCUUCUGGUUUGGAGUCGGUUCCUUAAUGCAACAAGGCUCAGAACUGAUGCCCAAAGCCCUGUCGACGAGGAUCAUCGGUGGGAUCUGGUGGUUCUUCACGCUCAUCAUCAUUUCAUCCUACACAGCUAAUUUAGCCGCUUUCCUCACCGUGGAGAGAAUGGACUCGCCUGUGGACUCAGCCGAUGACAUCGCUAAGCAGACCAAGAUUGAAUACGGUGUGGUCAAAGAUGGCGCAACCAUGACUUUCUUCAAGAAAUCUAAGGUUUCUACUUUUGAGAAGAUGUGGGCCUUUAUGAGCAGCAAGCCGAGCACAUCGCUGGUGAAGUCUAUCGAGGAUGGGAUUCAGAGGGUGUUGAAGUCAGACUAUGCCCUCAUUAUGGAGUCCACAACUAUCGAUUACAUUACUAGGAGGAACUGUAACCUGACACAGGUGGGAGGAAUCAUCGACAGCAAAGGAUAUGGCAUCGGCACUCCCCUCGGCUCCCCAUACAGGGACAAAAUCACCAUAGCAAUUCUAAGCAUCUUGGAGGAUGGGCGCCUACACAUGCUGAAGGAGAAGUGGUGGAGUGGGAGCAGCUGCUUGGAUGAAGAGCGUCACGAGACAGGCCCCAUGGGUAUCCAGAACCUGGGUGGUAUAUUCAUUGUGCUGGCGUCUGGCCUAGUGCUGUCGGUUUUUGUGGCGAUUGCUGAAUUCGUCUACAAGCUAAGGAAGACUGCAGAACGCGAGCAGGUCUUUGUGCAAUGCCAUGGUGGACGAGAUCAAACUGUCGUUCACCUGCGAGAGACGGGUGAAGCACAAGUCUCAGCCUCCAGUCAUGGGGAAGAUGGAUGCAGUGAUCAACAUGCACGCCUACAACGACCGACGACUCCCGGGAAAGGACAACAUGAGCUGCAGCACUGGGAUGACUCCCGUCUUCCCAUGACAUUGUGUUCCCCCCAGGGCAAGAACCUCCUGAGCAACGUCUCGGGGGCGAUGCCAGAGACUAGAGACAAUGGCAUAGACGGGAUCACCAGAUUCACCAUUAACCACAGUGACAUGGGGACACUAACAAAACAUGGGCAUCUCAAAAUGGCAGCAUCAGCCACACAGGUAUGACAAAGUUCACCACUGUAUUCCAAACCACAAGAGGUCAAAAUAAUAUUUGGGGGAGGAUCUGGGAAAACAGUACACCCAAAUAAUCAGUUUCAAGUCUGAUGUUUACGUGCGCAACACAAAAAACACAAGAAAAUACACAUCGUUGAAGGAAUCUUCAAUCAGUGAAAGGACUGAGAAUUGUAUUGGAAAAUAUGGACCGAAGCAAGAAGAAAGGCUUUGUUAAGAAUGGCAAUAAAUGACAGAUAUACACGGAGGACGAGGAAGAGGCGUUUCCAUUAGAGUUCAGUUUUGCCACACGUUAAAAUUAUGAUAUUGAGUUCUCACCUUAUCCUGUUAAUUUACAUAAAGGUCUUUGACGGCAGAAAAUGAUGUUACCUCAAACAUGUUGUCUAGACUCCAAUGGUUAUCUUUGAGUCAUAAGCUGCGGGAUAUGAGACAGGAUCUUUUGAAAGCAUGGUUCACAGGUACACAUAUGAUAACCUGUAAGAACACUCAUUUAGUAUCUGCAGUACUCUUGUUGGUGGAAACCCAUAGAGAGACACAACUGUUCAGCAGUAAAUAUGUUUGUUGAAGUUGUCAUGUGAAAUUAACCAUAUUGUUACACACAAACAAUUAAUCACUGAUGCAGAGAAUGAUUUGAGCAGAAGUACAUUUUAAUGUCAAAAGGAUUUUCUAAAUGAUUUAAUUUUAAUCAGUUAAAAUAUUGAUUGCCAAAGAUCUGACCAUUCAACAGAACUAGAUACAGAACAGUAGGGGCCAAUUCCUGCUCACUUAGCUUUUUCGAGAGCACUAAUCUUGCGUUCAAUACAAAGUAAAUUGGAGUGGUUUAAAUGGGACUAUUAAGGGAUCUUGCUAUAACGGUUUUCCCAACCAUGCAGGGUAAUAUGUAUCCAAACUAAAUUGUAAUUGGCACUGUAUUUGCUGGUUUUGCAACCACGCCAUUUUCUAUUGUUAUCAACACUGUAAUGUAAAACAAUCAUCGCUUAAAAAGCAUGAGAAAAAAAACAUGGAUUUCCUGAUACAACGUCUUUCUUAAAACACAACCUGGGUACUGUGUAAUUUCCAAAAGUAUAACCACAGAAAUAUUAAGCAAGUAUAUGAACCAAUUUCAAAAGUUUGUGGCCACCUUUGAUGCGAUAGUAGUAUGUCUGUGCAUAUAUGUAAAUAUGUUUUUGUAUAUACACAUAUAUGUACAGACUGGGUUGGAAGGCAUUGGAUCAGGGAUUUUUGUUUAUAUCUUUGUUUAAUAAAGAAUUGUAAGUCACAGAGACAAAAGGUAAGAGACUGUGACCUAAAAAGUAAAGUGCAUUUUUUUGAGUGCAUUUAAUUGUGACAUAUCCAUCAAACUAUGUGCUGGACUUGUGUGUCUACAGGACCAUUGAAUGUCCAAAGUACUUCUGUACACUUUUUAGAACAGUUACUUCAUUUUUCAUGUGUGAUCUAGAAGCUUUAUGGCAGAAAAUUGGUUGUUUUACAUUAUGAGCGUUUAUGAAAACUGAGCAAGUGUUUGGUUUUUAAAUGUGAACAGAUUUUGAAGGUUAACUCAGACUUGAAAGUCACAAGGUUUUUUUUGUUUGAUUACCUGGUGUGGACAGAGUAAAUCCAUAUGUGUAGUGUGUGAACAUGCUGAAAGAUAAUGUGGUGAAUAGACAAAAGACAAAUGAUGAUUUUGUGUGGUCAUGUUGACUUUAAUGCCUAUUAGGUAUGUGUAUAUCUUCAGCAAACGAACAGCAAACCUCUGUGAGGUUUACGUUGUCGAUACGUCGAGACAAAAAAAUCGUUACUAUCUAUGAUUCAAGGAAACUCCAAUCUGUAAAACUUAGCAUUGGUUUGGUAGAGAUUCACUGUAUAAUUGUCUAUCAAUUCCCUUCUGCAAAGUAGAGUAUGUAGAUAAGAUCAGCAGGAGAAAAUGUAUUUUGCUAAAUUUAUACUGUUAUAAAUGAUUUCUGUUCACAGUCAAAUAUGUUAUAGAUGCUAUUUAUUUCGUUAGAGAGGUCACUUUAACCUACUUCCUCACUUUACCCCAGUUGCACAGCCCCAAACCUUGUUUAUUUAUUUAAUGGAAAUGCAUUAUAUUAUGGUAUAUUGGAUUACUAUCAUCAAGAUGGGAAACUGUAUGUAAAUCUUCAUUUAUGAUGGCUGAUAUAUUUCUAUAAGGUGAACAUGAAAUGGAAAUGUUGAGCUUCCCUAAGAAUUUAGGGGACACUCUUAGAAUAGGGAGAAUAGGGUUUAUCUUGUGUAACUGGACCUUUACUGCUCUUGAAAUCCCGAUCAGGACCUGGUCGAAAGUAUGGCCGCGGCUGAUGCGUGGUUAUAAGAUAUUACUGUUACCCCCAUGUGUACUGUAGCUUCCCAUGCAGGUGAUACAAAGACUCAAGUUUACUUGUAUUUCACCUCUGUAAUAUGUGAAAAUAAUUGAAAAUUUCAUCAUAAUCAAAAUUAGUUGGAAUUACAACAGGGUUUCUGAUUUGGCUGAUUCAGUCAGUUUGGUUACUGAAUAUAUACAUCUUUUUUAUAAAUUAAUGUGAAUAAUAAUGUCAUUUUACACAAAAUUGUAUGAAACGUGAGAGAAAAGUAAUGCAAAAUGUAAGCUACAUAACCUGUGUUCCAUUAGCAGUGUGUGAUAUGAGUUUUGAUUUUCCAGCAGUCACAACGGUAUGCCUUUUUUUUUAUGUAUACCUUUCUUUUGAGUUGCACAGCUUCUAUCAUUUGGCAGAAAACCUCUCAAACAAUACGAUAAAUAUGUUGGUGCCAACCAGGGUUUUCUUUGUGGACAUGCAGAAUUUCUAUGAAUAUAGUUUUUGUAAGGUUUUGUAAAAAAAAAAGGAAAAAAAAAACGAUUUUGUUUUCCUAGUAACUGUAUGUGUUAAGAGAACAUUAGAAUAACCGACAUCCGAGUAAAACAUGGGGAACUUCAACAAAAUAUUAUAGAAAAAGCUAUUGAAUUAUUUUCUUUUUAACACAUUGUGAAUAAUUCAAUUGUACAGUUUGCUGUAUGGGUUAUAUGAAGUUUUAAAUAAAAAAUAUAAACUAUA
Molecule: messenger RNA, 6873 nt
Organism: Sebastes umbrosus (honeycomb rockfish)
Lineage: Eukaryota; Metazoa; Chordata; Actinopteri; Perciformes; Sebastidae
Gene: grik3
Product: glutamate receptor ionotropic, kainate 3
Exons: 16
Coding region: 902-3838 (978 amino acids)
Biological process (GO): modulation of chemical synaptic transmission; monoatomic ion transport; synaptic transmission, glutamatergic
Cellular component (GO): presynaptic membrane; postsynaptic membrane; plasma membrane
Molecular function (GO): kainate selective glutamate receptor activity; transmitter-gated monoatomic ion channel activity involved in regulation of postsynaptic membrane potential
Source: RefSeq, a predicted model, not a curated record